Capsella rubella is the source of this 258-nucleotide messenger RNA. RefSeq lists its product as uncharacterized. The transcript has a single exon. The coding region runs from base 1 to 258 and encodes 85 amino acids. Gene Ontology annotation, biological process: innate immune response; regulation of developmental process. Lineage: Eukaryota; Viridiplantae; Streptophyta; Magnoliopsida; Brassicales; Brassicaceae. The record is from RefSeq and is a predicted model, not a curated record.
AUGAUGAUGAACAAAGCCGUUCUGAGUUCAAUUCUGGUUUUCAUGUUGAUCGGUUCGGUUCUUGUCGAGAGUCGUCCACUUGGUUUAACAAAGAUCGAGGAGAAGAAGCUCGUGGCUGGUUUCUUCGAUGCCCUAUCACUUGGUUCAAUCAAAGACUCAGGUCCGAGUCCUGGCGAGGGUCAUAAGUUCGUGGACCGGAGGGAUACGUUUCGUUUUGACAAGCAUUCCGGUCCAAGCCCAAGCGGACCGGGUCACUAA